Messenger RNA from Candidula unifasciata, 558 nucleotides. The record is from the annotation of a GenBank genome assembly. NCBI's taxonomy places the organism in Eukaryota, Metazoa, Mollusca, Gastropoda, Stylommatophora, Geomitridae.
AUGCUGACAAAAUUCAGUGAUGCACAGACUGUUGAUAUAUUUAAAGAUGAAAGGGAUGGAAAGCUCAGAGAAGUCGGAGAUCAAGCUGUUUGGUCUUUGUCGUCUUGCAAACCAGGUUUUGGCGUGGACCAGCUCCGGGAUGACUCCAAUGACACCUACUGGCAGUCUGAUGGGCCACAGCCUCACACUGUGAGCAUACAGUUCAGGAGAAAAACCACCAUUCAUGAUGUUUGCUUGUAUGCAGAUUACAAGGCAGAUGAAAGCUACACUCCAAACAGGCUGUCUAUCAAAGCCGGAAACCAUGCAAAUGAUUUGACAGAGGUGGAACAGAUAGAACUCUCAGAGCCUACAGGCUGGGUUUGCAUUCCCUUGAAAGAUGCCCAUGACAAACCAAUUCGCACCUUCAUGAUUCAGAUUGCCGUACUGAGCAACCAUCAGAACGGGCGAGACACACACAUCAGGAGAAUCAAAAUUCGCUCACCUGUGAACUACGGAGAUGUUCCUUACCCAAACACAAGCAAUUCAGUCUUGAAAAAUUUGGUUUACACAAUCAGAUGA